Saccostrea echinata is the source of this 2100-nucleotide messenger RNA. RefSeq lists its product as uncharacterized. The record is from RefSeq and is a predicted model, not a curated record. Gene Ontology annotation, biological process: protein polyubiquitination; proteasome-mediated ubiquitin-dependent protein catabolic process. Gene Ontology annotation, molecular function: ubiquitin protein ligase activity. The transcript has a single exon. The coding region runs from base 1 to 2100 and encodes 699 amino acids. Lineage: Eukaryota; Metazoa; Mollusca; Bivalvia; Ostreida; Ostreidae.
AUGAUAGAUAUAGAAAACAAUGUGGCGAAAUGCUGUUUGUGUUCAAUGGAGACGACACCAGGAAAUAUUCAGGUAAACCGACUAAUCGCCCUUGCCCUGCAGGCACAAAACGCAGACCAGAAUAAUUGUAACAAGGAUGAAGAUACCAUAAAGGAGUUUGAAAUGCUAGCUAACGAUUUAAGGAAUAAUGUUUCAGAAAAGCCCAACCCUGGAGAAACUGUCUCUCUGAAGAGAGACGAACUAAAACAAAGCAUAACGGAGUUCUACUGUAAAUUUAUUGAGGAAGUCACUACUUACCUGAAAGAGCAAAGUGCUGACAUUCUUUCUGAAUUAGACUCAAUAUUUGAAAAAUACGAACAUGAAAGUGCCAUGAAAGAAAAAAGAAAGCAGAUGUUUGCUGAGGAAAUAGAGACGUUAUUCAAAUUAUUUAGCAGUGUUUACACUGACAAAACACAAUUAUUAAUGGAAGAUCUUGUCCACGAGAUGAGUGCCUACUUUGGAAAAUGUCGAAGCUUGCUAGAUAAAAUUGGAGUUGUGGAGUGUGAUGUUAACUUUCUGUCAGGAUAUGAACAGAAAGAUCUUGUUUUAGCAACCAAUUUCGGUGCUUUAGUUGAUCAAACAACCACCGAAGAAAGAAAUAAUGUUGAUGACUGCACUGAAAAUACCGAGCCCUCAGUCAGUACCAGUCAGCCCUCAGUGGCCAAUACGGAGGAGAAUUUCUCCGGUGAAAGGUCAUCUGAUGACGUCACAAAUAAUGCAACAUGUGACGUGGCAUCAGAAGCAUACCCACAGACAGAGUCAGAUUUAAACACAUCACACGACGAGGAGAUAGAAAACGAAAGUCAGACAGUCGUACAGGGAACCGAGAAUUCAACAAAUUCUGAUGAUUAUGCAUCAGGCUCUCAAUCGGUGCUAUCUCCAACAAACGAUAUUAACUCAAUCACAAUUUGUCCUACCGACCCUCAGUCCAUGAAUUCAUCAUCUAAUUAUGCAGAGGAAGAAGAACCCCCUCCUCCGUACUGGAUGGCUAUCGGAGAGAAUGGGCCGAGUGAGCAGUCUUCAUUUUUAUCGAAUAUAGGGUGUAGAAACGUUAAUCCCAGGAGGUCACCUCGAUUAUCAAGCUCAUCUUCCUCUAGUGUGUCAUCCUCAAGAAGAUCAGGUCAAGGAACAAAUAUUCCACAAAGAGGUAGUUUUAAUUUACAAAAUCAAGGCACUGUUCAUACUUCCAACCCCCUGCAGUAUGCUACUCACGGGUUGUCAAUUCGAACACAGCUACCUGACGAUUUUAGAACUGGCCCAAUCGUUGCCAUAGCAUGGAUGAAAGACAGACUGGUGCUGGUUGAUCGUUUCAACAGUAAGCUCAAAAUGUUUUUGGAAACUGGCGAAUUUCUCCACAGCUUGAAGUUCGUGGAUGGCGAACCAUGGGACGUUUGUGCCAUUAAUGUUGUGGAGAUGUUGAACAACCCAUUGACAUGUGGUAUAACUAUCCCAAGAAAAAGAUUUGUCAUGCUAAUCCAAAUACUAGAUGGAAGAACAAUGCUGAUUGGUCACCGUCUUGCCACUAGAAGAGGAUAUUCCUGUCUUGCUUACGAUCAGAAGAAUGGAGCACUAGUAUGUGGAGUUUCUUCCCCGUUUGGAACUGCAGGUAUUGACGUCAUCAACACAUCCGGCGUUCUUCUAGCACAGUUUCCGUUACCAGCAGAAGUUCUGGUGCGGUCAAUCGACGUUUCAAUUAAAGAUGUCAUUAUAAUUUGUGAUUGGAGAAAAAACAAUGUUAUAUUCUUGAAUAAAAGCGGAGCCGUCAUUGGACAAUUCAGCGGGUCAUUAGAGCCUGUCGGAACAUGCACUGAUGGUCGUGGGUUUUUACUGGUUGCAGAUUCGAAAUCCAAUGCGAUACAUAUUUUGACAAUGAAGGGGGAGAUUUACGGCAAAAUAAAAUCAAGCUGUCCAAUUGUACGACCAAAAGAAAUUAACGUUCGUCCUGACGGACCACCGAGACUGGCCCUGUCCCACGGAUCUAUGUUUGUGGAAGUGUUCGAUUUGUUUGAAAGUGAAACCUCCCUCCCAAUCAUUCCCACAGCGCCUCCAUCACUGCAGUGA